GAUUGGUGGAUGAAGAGUCUUCUCAGUUAGGUGGAAACUUGAAUUGUUUGUCUAUUAGACCCAUAUUUUCCCCCAUAAAUCUCUUCUAUAUAUUAAUAUCAUAUUCAACUUUGUUGUCUGCUUUCAUCCUUUUUGAGUUUCGUCUGAUUCCCAUUUUUUUCUUGGAUGGCUUUCUCAACACACGACUUUUUGGAUAGUGACUGCUGCAGGAACGAUAAAAAGACCCAAAAGGUUUGAACCCUUUAUGGUGCUUCCUUAUAAAGAUAAUGAGAGGUAAAGGAGGAGCAUCAGGAAACUACUUUGUGUUGAAUACUGGCGCUAAAAUCCCAGCUAUAGGUCUUGGAACAUGGCAGAGCGGAGGAGACCUCUGUAUAGAAGCUAUAAAAACGGCCUUGAAGGUUGGUUACCGUCAUAUAGACUGUGCCCAUCUUUAUGGGAAUGAAAUUGAGGUUGGGGAAGCACUGGCUGAAGCUUUCAAGUAUGGGCUCAAAAGAGAGGAAGUUUUUUUGACUUCUAAGCUGUACUGUAGUUCUAAUUCUAUCAAGAGAAUUGAGAAUUCUGUUAGAGUUUCACUUCAGAACCUUAGAGUAUCGUACUUGGACCUCUAUUUGGUACAUUGGCCUGAGUGUUCGGCUUUUGGUGAUGCUACUGAUCCUCCUUGGAAGUCAGGGACAGAGUAUAAGCAAUUUUUACUCAGAUUGAAGCCAACAUGGAAAGCGAUGGAAGGUCUAGUAGAGCUGGGCCUGGUUCGAGCUAUUGGUGUUAGUAAUUUCAGUCUUCUGCAGAUAAAAGAAUUGCUCAAAUUUGCAAAGAUUGUACCAGCUGUGAAUCAGGUGGAGCUACACCCUUUUUGGAGACAAGAUGAACUUCUAAGAUUCUGUCAAUUGAAAGGGAUACAUGUCUCUGCACACACUCCUUUAGGUGUCCCUGCAUCCAGCCCUGGACCUUCAGAUGGUGGAUCAUCAGGUGCUGAAGAUGAACCUGGGACACCUCGUAUAUCAUUCAGAAGGUCAACAUCAGUACAUGGGCCCAUGUUAAAAUUGUCUGUUGUUGCAAAAAUCGCAGAACACCAUAAAAAGACACCUGAGCAGGCUAUUCUACGCUGGGGACUGCAAAGAGGAACCAGUGUGCUGCCUUGCAGCUUGAAUCGUGAAAGGAUUAGGAAAAACAUAGAUAUCUUUGAUUGGUCCCUAUCAGAUGAUGAAUGGAACCGGUUGAAUGGGAUUGAACCACAGGUAUGCCUCUUUGGAAACUGGCCUGUCAGUUCAUCUGAAAGUGGCUUCUUCUCAGCAAGUGGCGGCUUGCUCUCUGGAAGUGGUCCCCUACAAGCAGUAUAUGAAAUGGAAGAUGACAUUGACUGCAAUGCUUGACAAUAAAAUCAUCAUGAGAGAUUUUAUGAUAAAGUUCAAUGGUAUAACAGGAAUUUAUCAUGUUUUCUGCUUGUAAAAUUUUCCUUUCUCUUCCAUUGUCUCUUCGCCGAGGGAGAUUGUCAUGUAUUCCUAAGUUGGGAGAAAAUGGGAAGUGUCCUGUACCAUCUAGUUUCCUACACCCACCUCCACCCCCCCUAAAAUAUAUAUAUAUAUAUAUAUUAUACACAUUGAAGCUGAAAUGCAUAUAGAAUCUUGUAUAUUCAAUUGUCAAUCUAAAUGUGGUGGCUAAUUACACUAAAACAGUAUAGCCAAAGCUGCUUUAUGCUCUUAUUUCUUUUUUGGUUUCAAUUAACAGUCUCUAUAUGGUCACC
This is a messenger RNA of Macadamia integrifolia, 1741 nucleotides long. RefSeq names its product NADPH-dependent aldo-keto reductase, chloroplastic-like. The record is from RefSeq and is a predicted model, not a curated record. The coding region runs from base 267 to 1370 and encodes 367 amino acids. Gene Ontology annotation, cellular component: cytosol. NCBI's taxonomy places the organism in Eukaryota, Viridiplantae, Streptophyta, Magnoliopsida, Proteales, Proteaceae. Gene Ontology annotation, molecular function: aldose reductase (NADPH) activity. The transcript is spliced from 4 exons.